Molecule: messenger RNA, 1946 nt
Organism: Rhinolophus ferrumequinum (greater horseshoe bat)
Lineage: Eukaryota; Metazoa; Chordata; Mammalia; Chiroptera; Rhinolophidae
Gene: ZNF358
Product: zinc finger protein 358
Exons: 3
Coding region: 90-1871 (593 amino acids)
Cellular component (GO): nucleus
Source: RefSeq, a predicted model, not a curated record
CGGGACCCGGGGGCGCCAGCGGGCGCGGCGGGCCGGGCAGGGGCGAGGGGCGCCGGGACCCGAGCUUCCCACCAGAGGAGGAGUCCAGCAUGGAGAGAGGGGCAGAGCCAUGGAGUUGGGUACUGGAGACCUCCAGUGCCGGGUCCCAUGACUUCCAUCCAGAUCCUGCCCGGGAAGCAUCUGGCACUUCCACACCUGGGAUGCGGCGCUCGGUCCUGGUCAGGAACCCAGGUCACAAAGGCCCAAGACCUGCUUAUGAAGAGCUUGACUCAGACUCAGAAGACCUGGACCCCAACCGAGAAGAGCUGCACCCGGUUUCUGAAGACCCAGAAGACCUCAACACUGUCACUGAAGAUGUGGAUCCCAACUAUGAAGAUCUGGAACCCAUCUCCGAUGAUCUGAACCCCGAUGUGGAAGCUCCGAGCUCCAUCUCGGGGACCCGUGACUCGGAUCCCCAAGAUCUCGACCCCAUGUCUUCAAGUUUCGAUCUCGAUCCAGACGUCAUUGGCCCUGUCCCUCUGGUUCUCGACCCUAAUAGCGACACCCUUAGCCCCCAGGAAGCCCCAGACCUGGACCCCCUCUCAUCCAGCCUCACUGCCACCCCUGAGGGUUUGGCCACCAGCCCAGCGGUGCUCCCUGCACCUGCCAGCCCACCCCGGCCCUUCUCUUGCCCCGACUGCGGGCGAGCCUUCCGCCGCAGCUCGGGGCUGAGCCAGCACCGCCGCACCCACAGUGGCGAGAAGCCCUACCGCUGCCCCGACUGCGGCAAGUCGUUCAGCCAUGGCGCCACGCUGGCCCAGCACCGGGGCAUCCACACCGGGGCGCGACCCUACCAGUGUGCCGCGUGUGGCAAGGCCUUCGGCUGGCGCUCCACGCUGCUGAAGCACCGCAGCAGCCACAGCGGCGAGAAGCCGCAUCACUGCCCUGUGUGCGGCAAGGCCUUUGGUCACGGCUCGUUGCUGGCGCAGCACUUGCGCACGCAUGGCGGCCCACGGCCACACAAGUGCCCGGUGUGCGCCAAGGGCUUCGGGCAGGGAUCAGCGCUGCUGAAGCACCUGCGCACGCACACUGGCGAGCGGCCCUACCCAUGCCCACAGUGCGGCAAGGCCUUCGGCCAGAGCUCGGCACUGCUGCAGCACCAGCGCACGCACACGGCCGAGCGCCCCUACCGGUGUCCCCACUGCGGCAAGGCCUUUGGCCAGAGCUCCAAUUUGCAGCACCACCUACGCAUCCACACGGGCGAGCGGCCCUACGCCUGUCCCCACUGCUCCAAGGCCUUCGGGCAGAGCUCCGCGCUGCUGCAGCACUUGCACGUGCAUUCUGGAGAGCGCCCCUACCGCUGCCAGCUCUGCGGCAAGGCCUUCGGCCAAGCCUCCAGCCUCACCAAGCACAAGCGGGUGCAUGAGGGCGCGGCUGCUGCAGCCGCAGCGGCUGCUGCCGCUGCCGCCGGCCUGGGCCUCAGCCCUGCUUCCAUGUUGAGGUCCGGGCAGGUCUCCCUCCUGGGUCCUGAUGCUGUCUCUGUGCUCGGCUCUGGCCUGGGCCCCAGUUCUGGUCUAGGCCCUGACCCUGGCUCUGUGCUGGGCCCCCUCCCCAAUCCCAGCCCCAAACCCAGCCCUGGCUCCAAAUCCACCCCUAAACCUGUCAAGUCUUCUGACCCUAAGCCUGGUCACGAUGCCAAUCCUGACCUUGUGGCCAGCCCUGACAACGGAUCUGACCACAGCCUGGACCUGGAUCCCGUGCCCAGCCCCGACCCCAACCCUGAUCCCCACCCUGUCCCCGACUCUCCCACCCAUGACAGCUCAGCCCUCUCUACUGGUGAGAGUCCCGAGGGGGUGCAGGAGCAAGGGGCACUGCUGGGGCCCGAUGGCUGAAGGGGAUGCUGGCACCUAUGGGGUCUGGGAAAGUUGUGUGUUGUGCAGUUAGUAAAAUCCUCCCACUGCCUCCUG